ACAGAAUCAAUCUCGACUGCGAAGCUAUACGCGCAGUUUUACAUAGCCUAUCUUCAGUGUCGGCGUAGAGCGCCUAUUCUUAUUCUGGCAUCCGUUGUCACAAAUUAUAAGGCGGGCGACCCAAUUCGCAAUGAUAUGUUCACCC
Messenger RNA from Paraglomus occultum, 145 nucleotides. The record is from the annotation of a GenBank genome assembly. NCBI's taxonomy places the organism in Eukaryota, Fungi, Glomeromycota, Glomeromycetes, Paraglomerales, Paraglomeraceae.